This is a messenger RNA of Nanorana parkeri, 843 nucleotides long. RefSeq names its product proteasome subunit beta type-11-like. The coding region runs from base 1 to 843 and encodes 280 amino acids. The record is from RefSeq and is a predicted model, not a curated record. Gene Ontology annotation, cellular component: proteasome core complex. Gene Ontology annotation, molecular function: threonine-type endopeptidase activity. NCBI's taxonomy places the organism in Eukaryota, Metazoa, Chordata, Amphibia, Anura, Dicroglossidae. The transcript has a single exon.
AUGGCAUUGCUGAGUGUCUGUGGCUGGGAUGGAGAGUCUACAGUUCAACCAGGAGAAAGCAAUCCUCAUUUAUUUCCAAAUUUCAUUUUAGGUCAUCCUCAUCUCCUUCAACCUGCUGACAAGCUUUCUACUUCUCACCAUCGCAGCACUGGUCCCCCACCACCAGCACAUGGCACUACCACCCUUGCCUUUCUGUAUGCAGAUGGUGUUGCUGUUGCAACAGACUCUCGUGCCUCCGCUGGAAAUCUUGUCUGCAGCCCUGACAGCCGUAAAGCAUUUGUUAUCCACCGUCAUUUGCUGGCCACCACUUCUGGGAGUUCAGCUGAUUGCCAUUUCUUUGGACGAGCUUUGGCCAGAGAGUGCAGGCUCUACCAGGUGCGGAAUGGGUACAUGCCAAGUGUUCGAGGGGCAGCAAAAAUGUUGAGCAUCUUAAUGAUGCCAUUCCGUGGAACAGAUGUCUGUGCUGCCUUUACAUUAUGUGGAUGGGACAGAGAUGGCCCUUGCAUCUGUUAUGUAUAUAAUGAUGGGACUCGUCUCAGCUCAGAUAUCAUCUCAGUUGGAUCAGGUUCUCCAUAUGCAUACAGCAUUAUAGAUGAGGGCUACAAACCUGGAAUGAAGGAAGAGGAAGCCCGCCAAUUAGCUAGAAGAGCAGUGUGCCAUGCAGGCCGAAGAGAUGCCUAUUCUGGUGGACUAGUGGAUGUGUACUGGGUGAAAGAAGGAGGCUGUGAAAUGGAUCCAAGAGAAGACUUGGCGCAACUUUAUGAACGUAUAGUAGAAGAAACAAAUGCUGAGAAACAAACCUCAGCAGCUGCCCCCUCCUUACAAAACCCUAUAAACCGUUAG